This is a messenger RNA of Notolabrus celidotus (New Zealand spotty), 3836 nucleotides long. It is a transcript of the gene fam161a, whose product is annotated as FAM161 centrosomal protein A. Bases 139 to 1842 code for a protein of 567 amino acids. Gene Ontology annotation, biological process: cilium organization. The record is from RefSeq and is a predicted model, not a curated record. The transcript has 6 exons. Lineage: Eukaryota; Metazoa; Chordata; Actinopteri; Labriformes; Labridae. Gene Ontology annotation, cellular component: cilium.
CCAAGCUUGGCCCCGUUGCUAAGGAGCCAACCUGCAGCUUGGAUACGCACCCAGAGUUUCAGCACGCGGACAGCGACACUUUUAUAACCUCGUUUAACUUCAAGACCAGACCCAGACCAGGACCUGAAGCGGACUGACAUGUCCGACCCGCACAGGACCAACGUCCUGGUCACCUCGUGCCUGAAGACCCCGGUGGACCCGCACACCAAGGCGCCGCUAGCCUCCUACGAGAGGGAGCGGGUCCUGGUCCUGCCGUACACCGACAACCGGGACUACGAGAAGGAGCUGGAGUACGAGGACUCGGGCUCUGAUUACUGCGAUGAGGACCGUCUGGGGAAGGACGCUCCUCUCAUGUUGACGGACUUCAGAGCAGCAGCAGGAGGAGACCGCCUGGACCUGAGCGAGAUCUUCUUCUCCAACGAGGAGUACUACAGCAAGCUGGAGGAGCUGAAGAGGGCUCACCUCCGCACCAUGGCCGAGCUGGAGAGCAUGUACCGGAGGAAGCUGCAGCUCAAGUCCAUGGAGCCUCUGGACAUGGCAACGCUGGAGACGGGGCACAGGCUCAUGUGGACGAACAGCAGCCCCGCAGCUUCUCGUCGUCUGAGGAAGUCGUACUCAGCGUUUGAGCUCAGGAGAGGCUCGGGACAGUCCGACUCCUCCGACGAAGAAGAUGAAGCUGCCAGUAACUACGUGGAGAAAGGUCUGCUGUUCUCUCCCAAAGAACACAUCAAGAACAUGUGGCAGGACUUCAAACUGUCCCCUCACAACCGCUGCCUGUCCUCCUCCUCGGUGCACAGCCUGCCCUCCGACCAGAGAGGGAAAGGAAAGAAGAGGUCCGGGCACAGAGACAGGGAGCAGGAUCUCCUCAAACACAGAGUGACUAUACCCAAACCUUUCCGCAUGAUGCUGCGAGAGGCCGAGAGGAGGAAGCACGGCGUAAAGACGCGCUCAGAGAUUGAGCUGGAGAACGCAGACCUGAGGCGACAGCUGGAGGAACUGACAGAGUGCCAGAGGAAGUUCAGAGCGAGCCCAGUACCAGCUCACGUUCACCUCCCGCUUUAUGAGGAGCUGCAGGAGAAGAACCAGGAGCGGCGCAAGUCCCUGAGAGAGCGAGAGGAUCAGCCUCAUCGGAGCACCCAGAAGCCUUUCAGCUUCCUGGAGAGGGAGCGGCUGAAGAAGGAGCAGAAACAGCUGCGUCAGACUCAACAAUUGGAGCAGGACAAAACCAAACCCUUCAAGGCCAAGCCCGUGCCCAGGUCUGUGUACGCAGCAGCAUCAGGGGAGCACAUGAAGGAGGAGCAGCUGUACCGGUCCAUCAAGAUCCAGAUGAGAGCUCAGGAGAUGCUGCACAGCUCUGCGAUGCCUCCCAGCAUGCUCGCACGACGACUCAGCGACCGCAAGAAGAACAAAGACGGCGGAGCAGCCGGAGGGGCGGACGACUUCUCCCAUACACCCCAAAUCAACAAGGAGGUGCCGGACUUCGACGCCAGUUACAGACGAUUCAAGAAACACCUGGAGAAGCAGAAAGAGGUGAGACCCACCACCGCAUGUGAACCCUUUGAGCUGAGGACGUCACAGAUCCCCUCGCACCGGGAUCGCAUCCUGGCCGACAUCGAGAAGGAGCAAGGUAGCCCUCGGUUGAUACGAUGGCCGCACAUCAGCCCCGGGUCAGCUCGGACGCCGAACUCCAGCCUCUGCUCGUCACUCUCCGGCAGCCUGGAGGUCCUGCCCACCAAAGUCACAGACGCCACAAAGAAGAGACAUGAGGCCGUGAGGUACCGUUUAAGGGCUCCAAAGUCUUCCACCAUUCUAGUCGAGAUGUUAAGAACCUCAGAACUCUAGUUUCUUGUUCCAACACAAAGACCUCAACGUGCCCCGUGUCCCCCCUCCAAAGGAACUCCUUCUCCCAGCAUCCUCCACACCCACUCCAAAGUGUUCAGCCCCCCCAUAGCCCUUAUCCUUCCCCAAGUCCCCACUCUGUCCAACCCUUCCUGCAUCUGUGACCACAUUGUCUCCCUGAGUAGAAAGGUCCUGGAGCAGAGGAAGAAGGCCGAGGAGGAGGAGGAGCGGCGUAGGGAGGGGCAGAGGCAGAGGGAGAAGAAGCUGCAGAGGGUGGUGGUGAAACGCGCCCAGGCCAACGACCCCCACCAGGCGCUCUCGCAGACGCAGCACAACAAGCUCAAGGAGUUCAGGAAACAGGAGCGUCAGCGCAAGAGGGAGUACCAGCAGGAGAUUAAGGAGAUGAAGCAGAGGGUGAAGGGGAGGCCGCUGCUGUUGGAGCAGGUUGCACAGAGGAAUGCCAAACAGGUGGCAGAGAAGCGCUACACGGACGCCCUGCACGGAUGUGACGUGACUGAAGAGUUCAUCAGCAGCAAGGCGGGAAAAUCCGGAUCCACACUCAAAGACUCAUCAUCGUCCAGCAGAAGACCGAGUGACCAAGAUGAGACAGAUGCUGGACACGAACCUGUCCUCUACAGGAAAGUCUUCUUGGAUGACGAAGACUCAGAGGAAGAUCCGAAGGAAAGGGAAGGAGGGAGUGACGAGGCGUCGUCGCACUACCGUGACCGAGAGGACGCCGGCAGUCCGCACUCAGACCGGGACGACCGCAGAGAGGAUCGACGCUACUCAGACGACAGUUACCACUACUCGGACGAUCACGAGAACUACUCAGAGGACAGCGAGCACGACGUCGACACCAAACAGCAGGAAGCAGGGGAGUGAUGUCACCUUACAGCGUGAUGAAGAAGAGGAAGCCUUUUAUUCCAAUCAUGACUAGAUGUUAUGUUUUAUUGUAAAUAUUGUGCACAUAAGGAUGUUUAAUAGGAUAUUUUUAACCUCAGGUGUCGUUAGGUUUCAACAUUAUUUUGCAUUACGACUGACAGGUGUGCGGUUGCAUGUCAUUAUGUGAUCACUGAACUGUUACUAGGAAAAGCACAGAUUGAGUCAUCAUUAAUGAUUUUGUUUUUCACAUGUGCUUUUUUUUUCACCAUCACGAAAAUGUCUUCCAUCAAAGUUUGAUAAUCAUGAAGGGGCAAUGUAAAUACAGCAAUGAUACUUCUGUUCCAUCCAUCCAUCCAGCCAUCCAUCCAUCCAUCCAUCCAUCCAUCCAUCCAUCCAUCCAUCCAUCCAUCCAUCCAUCCAUCCAUCCAACCAACCAUCCAUCCAUCAUCCAUCCAUCCAUCCAUCCAUCCAUCCAUCCAUCCAUCCACCAACCAUCCAUCCAUCCAUCCAUCCAUCCAUCCAUCCAUCCAUCCAUCCAUCCAUCGAACCAUCCAUCAAUCCAUCCAACCAACCAUCCAUCCAUCCAUCAAUCCAUCGAACCAUGCAUCCAUCCACCCAUCCAUCUGUCCAUCCAACAAACCAUCUAUCCAUUGAACCAUCCAUCCAUCCAUCCAUCCAUUGAUCCAUCCAUCCAUCCAUCACAGCUAGAAGGUUCCUGGUUUGAAUCCCCGGCUGGGCAGGUCCCUGUUCGGUGUGGAGUUUGCAUGUUCUCCUUGUGCAUGCGUUGGUUCUCUCUGGUUACUCCGGCUUCCUCCCACAAUCCAAAAACAUGCUCACCAGGUUGAUUGAUCACUCUAAAUUGGUGUGUGUGUGUGAAUGGUUGUCUGUCUCUGGCGACCUGUCCAGGGUGUACCCUGCCUUCCGCCUGAAGCCAGCUGGGAUAGGCUCCAGCCCCCAUGUGACCCAUAAGCUGUCAAGAUACUGGAUGGAUGGAUGGGACAUUCAACUUUAGUGAAACUUAGCUGUGAACUAGCAUUUUAUUCAUGGUAUAUUUAGUCAAAAUGAUCAUGUUCAUGUCAUUAAAGCAUCUACAAUAAAGCCACAUAUUCAAAAAC